Molecule: messenger RNA, 450 nt
Organism: Olea europaea var. sylvestris
Lineage: Eukaryota; Viridiplantae; Streptophyta; Magnoliopsida; Lamiales; Oleaceae
Product: putative lipid-transfer protein DIR1
Exons: 1
Coding region: 7-321 (104 amino acids)
Biological process (GO): systemic acquired resistance
Molecular function (GO): fatty acid binding
Source: RefSeq, a predicted model, not a curated record
AUCGAGAUGGUUAAGGCAAACAGAGUUAUUUUUCUUGUGCUUGUGGCAUUAAUGUUCAUUGCAACAGUUAAUGGCGACACUACCUCGACCAUCUGCAAGGUAGAAGUUUCUGAGUUAGCUGAAUGUCUUCCGGCAAUAACCGGAAAAUCACCUUCAAAACCCAAUAAAAGUUGCUGCGCUGCAAUUCGCAAAGCUGACUUGCAUUGCCUGUGCAACUACAAGUCUGAGUUUGCCAAGUUUGGGGAUCCUACAAAGGCUAUGGCUUUGCCUAAACAAUGUGGCCUUAAGCUUCCACGAGAAUGUAACAAGAAAUUUUUCUAGACGUCGAUGUAGGGCCGUGUCUUGAUCAGUUGAUAGAUCGUUGCAUUCCAUAUUUUCAUUAUAUAUUUUUUUUUAAUUUGAAUUAGUGUUUGUUUGUUUGAGAAAUUUAAUGAAUGUUCUUUGUUAAAA